Messenger RNA from Ascochyta rabiei, 1155 nucleotides. RefSeq lists its product as uncharacterized. The record is from RefSeq and is a predicted model, not a curated record. The transcript has a single exon. Lineage: Eukaryota; Fungi; Ascomycota; Dothideomycetes; Pleosporales; Didymellaceae. Bases 1 to 1155 code for a protein of 384 amino acids.
AUGGAUCCGAUCGACCUGUCCACGCUUCCGCCCAUCCUCCGCCUUCCUACAGAAUUACACCUCCACAUCAUCUCUUUCUUCUCUUUCGAAAUUCUGAGAUGUUAUCCAGCCAACACGGCCAAUCACUGCGAAAGGAAAUACUACUCCUACCGCAAGCAAUUGAACCAAAUAGAUAGCAGCUAUUACCCCAAUCACGUGCAUAACAUCCAUGCCAGCUAUCCUGUCACCGUCACAGAUAUAGCCAUACUAGACCUGCGCUCCACAAAUACCUACUUCCGUACCCUCAUUCCUCUAUCGCACGAGCUACUCCUGGAUGUCGACCGCUCGCCCCAAGUACCCUGGACAAGCAUUGGACGUUACCGAGUGUGCUGCGUCUGUCUCCGUCUGCGUCCGAACUAUAAGUUCGCGUACAGCCAUCACCUCCCACCCCGACUGGGCUUGAUAAGUUCAGACCAAAGCCGGGCAUUCGGCGCCAGGUAUCGCUUCUGCAUAGACUGCGGGUUCUCCGCCUACCCGCAUCCGCACCCAGGUCUCCCGCCUCGACGCCAGCAGCGCCGUCUCGGCAUCGAGCCGCUUGGUUCGACGGCUUAUGCACCCGGUACCAAGGUCUGGUUCUCGCCACGUCCACCAUUCGGUCGUCAGGGAUUCGAGGUGUGGGUUUGGUGCAUGGACUGCCGUCUUCUCAAAACUAGCAGAGAAUCUGGAGAAACGGAGUGCAUUCUUUUCUGUAAAGAGUGCUGCCAGAGGCUGGGAUGCGGUGACCGUUGUGAUGAGCUUCUGAGCCCUGGAGGGGGUGGGCGCAUGAGGUCGGGUUUGAGGCAUAUAGGGUACGGGGGAAUCAUGGACGAGAUAGAAAGGGAGAAGAAGAGGAGGGAAAGUAGGCUGAGCGCGGGGGCGGUGUACGUUGCAAGGAGCAGCAGCUUGCUGUUGAGGAGACAGGAACGGAGUGCAUGUGACGAGGUAGAAGAAGAAAAAGAAGGAGAAAGAGGUGACGGCGAUCAGGAGGAGGCGGAGUGGAAGGGCUGGUUUGAUCUUUCGAAUUUCCCAACACUCCUUGCAAGACCUGCCGCUCCAACGAAGCCCAAGGUAGUACAGUUCGGCACGAUUGAACAUCAGAGGCUGAAGAACCGACACCGACGUCAUUUUUACGACUGA